Molecule: messenger RNA, 2296 nt
Organism: Elgaria multicarinata webbii
Lineage: Eukaryota; Metazoa; Chordata; Lepidosauria; Squamata; Anguidae
Product: serine protease FAM111A-like
Exons: 5
Coding region: 153-2252 (699 amino acids)
Biological process (GO): DNA replication
Cellular component (GO): nucleus; chromatin
Source: RefSeq, a predicted model, not a curated record
UUCCAGACGAGCAGAGGUGCGAGAAGUUUGGAGUGGAAAAAGCAAUGUUGACUGGUGCUGCAGUAUAACAGAGUGCUUGAAUCUUGUGGGGAGCAUAAUAGGAGGACUCUGUUCACCCCUUCCAGUGUAAAGUUGUAUCUGCUUAAGUCAAUAUGAACUCUCCUCGUGGCGAGAAGCAUCCCAGUAACCCUUCUUGCAGCAAGAACAAGCAUCCUGCUAAACGAAAGACUAGUGAUGGAAAUGUCUUGCGUUUUCUGAAGAGCAAUAAUGAGAAUUCUGAAGCAAGCUCAAGCACCAAGAAGCUAAGACCAAGUCCUGUGACAGAAAUUGGAAAUAAUCUUACAAGAGAGACUCCGCCUAUCAGUGAGGAGUUAGUGGAUGAAGAACGAGAAUUCACUGUGAAUUUACGUGAUGAUGGAAAAGAGCAUGUGAGCAAUAAUGAGAAUUCUGAAGCAAGCUCAAGCACCAAGAAGCUAAGACCAAGUCCUGUGACAGAAAUUGGAAAUAAUCUUAUAAGAAAGGCUUCAACUGGCAGUGAGGAGUUAGUGGAUGAAGAACGAGAAUUCACUGUGAAGUUAUGUGAUGAUGCAAAGGAGCAUGUGGUGAGAGGCAGAAUCCAGGACAAUGUGCUUACUGCUCUCAACGCUGCUACAGAUGUUAGUGCUCGGAUAAACAAAGAGAAGGGCAAGGACAAGCAGAUCUACUUAAUAGGAAAGAAAGGAAUCGAGGGAUCCAUUAAUCUGGGGAUGCCUCUGAGGUACAUUCGUAACGGCUCCCAAUUUGAAAUGCGUUUUUUCAAAAUUAGCAAAAUUGAAAGCCGUGAUAGUUUAGGAUAUCGCCCGUAUGAGAGGAAGAAGAAAUGUGUCUUGUUCUAUGUUGAACAAAAUGGAACAAUCAAUGGGACACGAACCCAUAGGAUAAUUAGAUGUAUGCCGUUUAUUCAUCAACGCUGCAGACUGUGUGUUUUUGCCCCCAAAGGGGAAACCAUAAAGGAUGCUCUAUGCAAAGAUGGCCGCUUUUUAGAUGAGCUUGUUGAAAAAGAUUGGGUAUUGAUGGAUGGUAAAAAGUCCAUAUCUAACUCUUAUCCAGUUGACAUUUUAUCUGAAAAGUGUUUAAAGCUGGAAAUGAAGGCUCCAAGACGUGGUAAAUCUGCUGGUGGUCCAAAUAAUGAACUGAUUCCUCAGACUUCUCAUAAGAGGAAGCUCAAUCCUUCUCAUUGUUUUAAACCUGGUCUCUUGAACCUGUAUCCUGACUUGAAGGAACAAAGUUGCAUCAUUAACAAGUUCUUUGAAAAUGUCCCAAAGCAAGGCAAGAAUAAAAAUGUCCUUGGAGUUUACAAAGAAGCCUUUGGCAAGGAGAUAAAAAACUCCAUUCUGAUAAAGAUGCUAAAGAUCCAUUCUAAUCACAGUGACUCAGUCGGCUAUAUAGAGUGGGGAAUUGCUGAAAAAGGUGUUGCUACUUGCUUUGUCUUGUGUGAUAGGUACAUACUAACCUGCCACCAUGUGAUAAAGUUGAUAGUUGGAGAAAGAGUUGAAGAAAAUGAGUGGGCACGCAAAAUUAGCCAGUUGGCCCGUGUAACUUUCUCAUAUGAAGACAAACACCCUAAGGAAAAUGACUGGUUUUCAAUUGAGGAGUGGUUUGAAAUAUCAGAUGCAGCUCUUGAUUUUGCUGUCUUGAAAUUGAAGGAAAGUGGCAAUGAAAGUAGGCUUCCUGGGGGCUUGGUGCACUUAUCUUCCCCUCCACCAUAUAAUGGUCUUAUUUACAUCAUUGGCCAUCCAGAUGGAGAAGCAAAGUCUAUAGAUGGCUGUUUUGUUGUAAAUGUAUUUCAACGUCAACACGAGACCACUCAUCGUCUCCAACAGGGCCAGGGGACUGAAUCCAAGAACUUCAAUUAUGGUUAUGAUGCAAAGGGUAACAAGUGCAUCCAUUUGUACAAUCCAAGAGGUUUCUCAGAAAUAGUAAAUAACCCUGAUAUAGUCACCUAUGAUACUUCUUUCUACCAUGGGUCCUCCGGUUCACCUGUGUUUGACAAGAAUGGCCAGCUAGUUGCAUUGCAUGCUGCUGGUUACCUUUAUGGAAGCAAAUGCAAAAAGCGCAACAUAAUUGAAUUUGGCUAUUUGAUGACAUCGAUCCUCUCAGUAAUUAAAGAUAAAUGGGAAACUUGGUAUGAUUCUGAAAUUGGUCCUGCUGCAGGUGAUGGUAACUGGAAUUUUGACCUGCCUAUGGAUGUGGAAAUGGAACCAGUGGAUUAAUAUACUAUUAUGCUCAACUCCAUUUGUACCAGUGCUCAGAGGUU